Molecule: messenger RNA, 9160 nt
Organism: Bursaphelenchus xylophilus (pine wood nematode)
Lineage: Eukaryota; Metazoa; Nematoda; Chromadorea; Rhabditida; Aphelenchoididae
Source: the annotation of a GenBank genome assembly
AUGCGUAAAUUCUGGAUUCGCGAAGGGCUCAAUGUGACGAUGCUGUAUAUACUACCAUUUACCGUGCUGUUUUUGCCGUUUCUCGCGGACUCGGCGUAUUUUACGCAGUUUUCGCGCAAGGAGUUGGAUCGGGAUCCGUGCUACGAUUCGACCGGUCGGCCGGUCAGAUGUGUGCCGGACUUUAUCAAUGCCGCAUUUGGGAAGCCUAUAGUGGCCUCUAGCACUUGUGGCUUGAAUGGACCUGCUCCGUAAGUGGACUUUGAAAAUUUUAAGUCAUCAAAAUAAUAUUUUCAUAUUUUUUGAUAUUUCUUUGUGGGGUUCGGGUAAAAUUAAGCUUGUUUGAUGUAAACUACACUUUUUAGUUUUUCUUACUAUUUUGAUUUUUAUUUACUAAAUUAUCUUGCUUAUUUUCUAACGCCUUUUGCAUUUUUUCCAAGCUUUUCCCGAAUUUUUUCGAUUGCUUUUCAAAUUGUUUAUUUUCGUAAAAACUUGUCUCUGUAAUCAAACCUAUAUGUAUUACAUCGCUUCAUCUUGUCCUGAAACCUAAUCCCGACCCUCUGUUUCGGCCUCCCUUUAGCCCCGCUUUUACCUGCCCGGAUCAGCGGAAAUCCGCUGACCAUUUGGCCCGUCUGUAAUCAAUCAGGCCCCAAUUUGUCACUAAUUGGUUACACAACAAACAAAUGUAGUAUUAAAACGCGUCGAGCCGCUGCCGAGGCACUUAAUCUUUUUCGAAACCCGCCUUUGGGGUUUAAUUCCGACGUGAGGUUUCGGGCCGACGAUCAUGUUCGGGAAAUGGAUAGGGUCGCUUUGAACUUGAGAAAAGGGACAGUUGUAAGGGGUUGAGGAAUACGCUUUUCUAAGUGAAAACUCUAUGAACAUCGUAGAAUCAUAAAAUUAUGACGCCGGAAGUGUCACACCGGAGGGCAUGAAUUUCAGCAGUUGAGUUUAUAGAGAUUUUUUUUAAUUUUUUCUUUUUUGUUUUGCGCAUAAAUUGAUACCUUUUGCCGCAAAUAACAAAACAAGAUUCCUGAUAACAGCCAGAGCUCUACUAGGUCAGCAAAAGCCCAUUUCAUCUUACUCUUCCUUGAUCACCCCUUUUUGCGAAUCAUUUUUCAACGUCCACCCCUUGAGAUAACUGAUGGUCAGAUACUAUCCCCAAAAAUGCCACAGCAACUGAAGCAUUCCAAAACAUAUGCAGCCACAAGACAAAUCACCCAUCGCAGUCGCUUUUUCCGCCCGUCCGUAAUUAGUCCGCCGGAUCGGGGCUGUUUUUUGCGGCCGCAUUUGUCAAAAACUUUGCAAAUUGAGGCUGAACGUCGGCACAGUGCAAAAAACACCUCGCGGACAAAGAAAGAGCGACGGCGCGCAGCAGGCGAUCGUUCCGUUCUCAGGUUCCAGUUCCAGGUUAGAGAUUCAUAAUUUGAAAAGUUUUUUAGUUUUUUGGGUAAAGUUACGGUAAUUUUGAGGUCACGAGGAAAUUUGGGAGUUUUCAAAAUUUUGAUGGGAGUACUGUGAUUUCUAAUGCGCAAUAAGUUGAAUAUACCUUUAUUUACUAGCAAAGGUCUUUGUCGUAUUCUAAAACUAGUAAUUUAGAAGCAAAUUUUUGAUUAAGAUUCAAAAUCUUUUACAAAUAAUGGUACUGUAUUAUAAGCUCAUUCAAAUUUUCCAAAAAAGAGUUAACUUUUGAAAUGAAUGGUCUAUCUUGCCACGGAUGCCACUGGUUAUUCAAAAAUUUUAUUUUGCUUUUAGAGCCCUCAAGUUUAAAAUGAUAAAAAUUCAAAAUCACUUUCCAAAUGUUUUUUGAUUAUUUUUAUGACGUCACUCUCUUCAAUCGGCUAACACUUUGUUACUACAUCAAUACAUUUCCCUUCCUUUAUUGCACAAGUUCCUAGCAGCACACUCAUGUUUAUUAGACCAAAACAAUCGCUUUUUUCCUCAACCCCGGUGCCCGCAAGUGCCCUUCAUUUUUGGCUCUCAAGUGCCGAUCCAUGGCACUCGAAUCGAAGGGUGAGAAUGGCACUUUGGCCAUUGAUCCGCGUCCUUUAAUUGGAUUUGCGGCGCUUUUUUAUAUGGAGGUUUUUUUGCGGUCGUAAAAUCUGCGGAAGUGUCGACGGCCAAAACAUUGGUUUAUGAUGGCGCAAUCAGACGGCGGAGGUGUUUUUAGGGGCAAGGUGGAUGUGUUGCGCAAAAGCAAUAAAUGUCGGAGAGAUAGGCGUAUUUUACAGAUAGGAUAUUGCAAAUUAAACAGAGAAAUUAGCUUUAAAUCGCAAAAAACAGAAAGAAUUUCAAAAAAUUAAAACAUUUUUUUGGGGUUUUUGUAAAACUCAAAAACGUUUCACAAAAUGCAGCUGUUGCGUAUUUUACAACCUGUCUUCCACAUUUUCAAUCCAAAAAUGUAUCUUAGAAAUCAAAAUCAAAGAAAAGUCAUCAAAAAUGCACCAAAAUCAUCAAAAACCCCAUAACUUUUCAGAUAUUGCAUAUCCAGCCAAUCCAAACGCACCGGUUCGGUCGUUGAGCAAUGUGACAUCUGUAAUGCCAAAGAUUUCCGAACCUCACAUCCAGCAUCCUACCUAACCGACUUGAAUUCGGCUAAAAACCGGACCUGUUGGAUCUCCGAACCGACCAGUCAAUAUCCCCACAAUGUAACGCUGACAUUAUCGCUGGGAAAGAAGUUCGAACUAACCUACAUUUCAUUGCUAUUCUGUUCGAAAGUUGCGGAUUCAUUGGCACUUUAUAAAUCAACAAAUUUUGGAAAGACUUGGACCCCGUUUCAAUUCUUUAGUUCGGAGUGCAAAAAGAUUUAUGGAAGAGUGCCGGAAGUCCCGAUUGGACGGCACAACGAACAAGUGGGUUGUUUACUGUCUACAUUGCUUUUUGAAAUUUUACAACGUUUCAAGAAAUCUCAACUUUUGGCUAAAUGUGCUCAGUUUAUGAGCAAAAAUGUAGUUUUUCAAGCAAAAAUGCUUUAGGGAAUAAGUUAUGUUUUAGCUUGGAAAUAUUUUUGAUGGCUUAUUUCGCAAUAACAUUUUUUGUUUCUCUUAUUUUUGCAAUUUUUUGACACUUUUUGAAGUUUUCAUUUUGGCGGGAAAUUCAAAAUUCAAAAUUUAAAAAUCAUCAAAAAAUAUCCGGAUCUAUACUUCCGGUCACAAAUCAAAUUAUUUCUACUCUAAAAUCAAAAACGAGUCAUAGUUUUUCAUCAAUUCGCUUAUUUUUUAUCAAAUUUCCCUGGUCCAAUCUUAUCCCUCGCAAAAAAUAACUAAUCCUGGACUUUCAGGAAGCCCGAUGCACUGAUGCGCAUCUCACCGCCAAAUCAACUAAUCAGGUGGCGUUUGCGACGUUGGAGAAUCGGCCAAGCGCCUAUAAUUUCGAGCAUUCGCCGGUCCUGCAGGAUUGGGUGACGGCCACCGACAUCCGCGUCGUUUUCAAUCGACAUAGCCCGGAACAGGUCAGGAAAUGAAUAGAAAUCAAUCCUUUUUGGGGGUGGGUGGACUUGGAACUAAGUAGAGUGCGGUAUUGACCACACAUUGAAGAUAUUAACGGAAAUAUAAGGCGCUAAAUGCGUGAAAGGUUGGAAAAAUCAUCAAAAUGUCUAUAAUUUAUAGAACAUUUUCAAGUGUAUUACGCUUUUUCAAAAGUGCAGACACAUUUUCCGGCCUUUUUUGCACCGCACAGUUCAAGUUUCGCGUUCCCCGCGCGACGCGAUCCGAUUCGAAACAUUUUGCACUGUGCAAUUUCAAAAAAUUCGCGCCGGCUCCGUUGCGAAAAGCUUGCGUCGCAGCGAUAUCCGGUUGCACAGUGCAAAAGAUCAAAAUGCACCCCGCAAAAGGGAGUUUUGUGCACGGUGCGGCCCGCGACAAAAUGUGUCUGCACUUUUGAAAAAGCGUAAUAGAUAGAAAGUUACCGUAAGAAAUCUUGAAAAGAAGCUGUUAGUGGAUCGAAUACAUACUAGAACACGGUUUAAACAGUGUUUUGGUAAAGGCAAAAUAAACAUUUUUGCCAACAAAAAUUUUCUAAUUUUUUAAAACCCUUUCAAGUAGUAACUACAAAAAUCUGCAUAGCCAAACACUAAAUCCAUCUUCAUAUUUUCCAUUUCCAGGCCGAUCUCUACAGCCUUGAAGACACCUCGAACUCAACAGAGCUCGAAAGUUUGGAGAAAAUUGAGAAAAAGUAUUUCUACGCUCUCUCUGAAUUGGCCGUUGGCGGUCGUUGCAAGUGCAAUGGGCAUGCAUCGAGAUGUGUGUUCGAUAAAAGUGGAAAUUACGCCUGUCAAUGCAGACAUAACACCGGAGGAGUCGAUUGCGAAAAGUGCAAAUUAUUCCAUUACGAUCGACCCUGGGCCCGAGCCACGGCGGAAGAUGCAAAUGCUUGUGUUGGUAAGUAGGGGGAGUUUUUAAUACUAACAGAGUUUUAUGGGUAUGAUUGCGGGGUAUUAUAGAAGACAUAGGACCAAACAUCGAAAGAAUUUCUUUUGAUCUGUGGUUGUAUUUUAACCUUUUUAAAUGGUCAAAAGUCAAAGAGUGAACCCUGGAAAAGAAACUAAAAUUAGCGUUCAACCACCCCUGAGUAAUUUGUCUUGGGUUAACGUUUGUGGGACAUGCAAAAAACUCUUUUAUUUUUAUUGUUUUUUCCUGAAAUAGUCAUUUUUCGCCAAAAUUCUACUGUUAUGAUCAAUACUAUUUAACAACUAUAAAAUCAUGGUAUAAUACGACAAGUCAUCUGCAAAAUGUCGAAAGGCGCAACAUCUUACACAUUGUUAUAGGCAUUAGAAACCAAGAACUUUAGGCCGAAGUCACCAUAAAAUGCCAAUUUUCCAUAUAUAUAUAUAUAUUUCCAGUUUCCAAUGCAGCUUAUCUCCUUAUUUUUAGCUCAUUUGCCAGUCAUUUCCCAAUUAACUUUCCCUAAUCUUUCUUUGUUUUCCUAUAAAGACCUAUAAAUCAGGUCUUUUCGCUACUUCUUUGGCUAUUUUUAACUAUUUCUCUGUCAACUUCUACUCUUCAUCUUCCAUCGCCCGCUAGCUUCCUAUUUCCUACUCUAUUCGCUUCCAUUUUCUUUCGGCCGCAAGUUAGCGGCUAUAAUGGGAGCGCAUUUGAGCGCCCCAACUUUAAAUGCCGAAACAUCCGAGAGCCGUUGAAACCAUUAACAACUCAUAAAAUUUCAUUGGGCCUUUAAAGACCCGAAUGCAAUCAAGGACGGGGCGAAAAAAUGGGGGUAAAUAGUGGGGUCUUCCUUUCGCGGAGAUUUUUAUUCAAAUUUUAUUCCGACCCCCGUUGUUUUCAUUUCCUUUUAAUAAAAGAAACGGGUGAUGGAUGGAUUUGGGAUGUUCCAAAAUUUAUUAAGGACCCGAGAAUUUGAAUACAAGGAAAUUAAGAGAGCCGUGAGACCAAAGACUUGGAAAUACUGAGAGAGAGAACGGGACAAAAGGUCACGAAUAUUACACUGCAUACAUCAAUAGUACAAGUUCUCAAAGAUCAUACAAUAAAUUCGAAUUCUGAACAUCAUAGCCUUGUAGUUUAACAUUGCUGCUCUGUAGAUCACAGGGUCUCUAAAAAUUACAGCGAAAACGGAUGUAACUAGUAGCGCUGACACAACGGUAAAAUCAUUUUGUUGGCUUCUUCUAGGUCUGAAUGGUACAAUUGCUAUUUUCGUAUCACGUUAGCGCGAUUGCGCACUGAUAGUAUCUCUAAUUUGCUUAAAAUUCAAAAUCGAGCAACAUUUUUUGAGAAAAUCCUGAUUUCAGUUAUUUUUUUGAUAAGCUCACUCUUUUAUACCAGCAUAAAUUUUUUCGGAUGUUUAUGGCCUUGUAAACUGUUGUGGAUUGGGUGUUUAUGGUGCGAAAAGAAACAAGUGGCGGUGUUUGCGAAAAGCCCCCUCUUUUCGGAAACGUCUGCCGUCUUCGUAUGCUAAUCAACACAUUUGCAUAGCGGAUGCCCAUAUAUAUCAUCGUCGGUCUCGAGGGGAUCCGGCGAGAAUUUCGAAGGGUCGAACAGCUAACGGGGGGAUAAGAUGUUGAUAUAUCUCAAUGGAAAAGAAAACAAACUUCAAGGGUUUGUACCUAUAUUGAAGAACAGCAGAGAGUAGUAACUGUGUGUCAAGGUAGAUAGGAUUUCUUCGGUCAUCAUUGAACUUUUAGGCGAAAUCGACCUCUCACAAAAACCUGUCUAAUAUCGACCGAUUUCUCGGGUAUUUUAUACUCGUUUUUUACAGCCUACAUAUGCUAUUAGCAAUAUCUAACGUUAAUUUCACUUCAGUAUUAAUCAUCAUACCUCAAAAAAUUGUUUACAAAAAACAAAUAAUAAUGUUUUGAUUGGUUGAAAUCGAUGAAUUCCGGCGUUUUGAGAUUAGUCAUUGGACCAAUGUACGCCUAUAGGCUGUUAAAAUCAAAAUUUACGGGGAAUACAUUAUAAACAGACCCCGUCUAAUAGACGCGUUAAAUGGGGUUUCGGCGCAAUGUCCAAAUUUAUGCAAACAAAACGGAAUACAAAAGAUCCGGGAAAUUCCGUGGGUCUAAAUUCUUAGAGGAAGUGAAAGAAAAGUUGGAUUGGAGGCAAAAUACGACAUGAAGUAAAUUUUUUGGUCAAAAAUGGAUUUGAGAAUACAAAAGAAGUUCUGAAUUGGCAUCAAGAAAUUUGACUUUUUAGCAUCAUGCACAAUAAUAUACUAAAAUAUAAAAAAAAUAUAUAAAAGUCCUUAAUAUAAAUUAAGGAUUUUUGUUAAGUAUGUGUGAACUGACAGAAUCACUAUAACAUAUACAAUAUUCUGAUGCUUCAAUAAUAAGCCAAUUUCAGCCUGUAACUGUAACCUGCACGCUCGCAAAUGCCGUUUCAACAUGGAACUCUAUCGUCUAAGCGGCAACAAGAGUGGUGGUGUCUGCAUCAACUGUCGCCACAACACCGCCGGCCGCAAUUGUCACUACUGUAAACCGGGAUACUAUCGCGAUGUCUCGAGGCCAAUUACCCAUCGAAAGGCAUGCAAACGUAAGUCUGUUCACGAUUCCCUAAGGGCCUUCGCCGUGCCGGUUAUCUGGCGUCGUUCCAAUUGCCCGCAAGGCAAAUUAGAUUGGAAUGGGUGGUCUACUGGUUGAAAAGAUACAUUUUCAAUUCAAAAAAAGUCCAAAGAAUAUCAUCCUAUAUAUAAAUCUUACUGUAACAAAGCGAAACAAAAUUUUUUGUAAAUUUUAGACAAUAAAUUAAAAAAUUUAGAGAUAAACAAAAGUACAGUAAUCCCUAUGUCAUAAAAGUUGCUAAAUUACUUUCCUACCUCGAAAAGUUAAUUUUAUUCAGUUCCGACGUAAUUUUCUAUUCGUUUUUAGCCUGUAAUUGUCACCCAGUUGGAUCUUUGUCAAAGAACUGUAACCAGACCAGUGGCCAAUGCAUUUGCAAGCCCGGAGUAACUGGAUUGACUUGCAAUCGAUGUGCCAAGGGCUUCGAACAGAGUCAGAGCCCUAUUACACCUUGUAUUCGUAAGUCUUUAUGUGCUACAACAAACUUAGGUGAAAAUGGGGGUUUUUUUUAAUUUUUUUGUCUAUUGCAACAUAUUUUUUGUCUAGAAAACUUACCUGCUUUUGUCUAAAUCAUUGCCCAAAUCUCGAUUUAAUCAAAACUUCCCCCAAUUUAAAUAUUCAAAUUUCCCAUUGCCGGAUUCCUUGCAAGUUUAUUUACCCCUUCUCCCUCCGGGAAUAUAACGUUUUAAUUAAUCGGGUGCAGCUGUGAAAAACGUCCACGGAGAUUAGACGCCGAUGAGUAAUGAAGAAGAUUGACCAAACAAAAGAUAAAAAUCAUCGCCGAAGGGCUUCCGAUUAUGCUUGGCAAGUUUUUGAAGGCUGUAGAGUACUGUAGAAGAGGGUAGAUUUGACUGCGGAAACUUUGGAGGCCAAAAAUAGAAAUGCAGUUAAUUUUUUAGCAUUAUGAUUCGCCUUACGAAAAAACUUGAUUAAUUUUUUUUGCGAUUAUAGUCACCAUCUGUCCUCAAAUUCUUUUUAAUUUCGUUUUUUCCAAGGUUUUCAUCCAAUUUCCCCCAUUUUUUCAGCGAUCGCCGCAACUCCCGUUACCGAGCUCCCGACACGUAAGUCCCCUCUUCAACUAAUUUAUUCUCCAAUCUUUAGCGGUCUGCGAAAAGAAAUGCCGCGCCACCCCCUCCCGCCUCACCCAAAAGAAAUACUGUCGGCGGGAUUAUGGUAAGUGGAUCAAGUGUAACAUAAUCAAGUAGAAAAUAUAAGAAGAGCUUAACGACGAGUGCUGGGAAUGACAUUGGGGGAUUUAUGAUGACAUAUUGGGGUGCUCAAGGACAGUUAACGGGAUUUACAUAAGCUUUUUGAGGUUGGGUAACCUUGGUUCGGUUUAGGUAGAAAAUCUUAUAUUUUACAAAUAAGUAAGACCGCUCCAAUAUAGCACCAUAUACACCAAAAAUCUUUGCAAAAUACGAAACCAAGAUCUAGCCUUGUAUGCUUAAAAAUUAGCAAAUUUCAGCGGUCAAAGCCAACAUUUUGGAGAAAGAGCGAAUUGGAGAUUAUGACCGGUAUCUCCUGAAAAUUGAUGAGAUCACAAAGAAGAAGGCUUCUGGAGCUUACAAGAUUCGAUAUGGAAAAGUUUUCUUGUGGGUUCCAAGUCAACAGACCAAGUGCGGAUGUCCAAAGCUAAAGGAGAAGGAAGAGUACUUGAUCAUGGGUAAGUGGGCAUAAAAUAUAUUGCUUUCUGUCAAAGAUUGGUUGCUAAAUUUGCUGCUAAGCGCUUGUAAGUGCUCCAUUUCUGUACUUCAUGCAAUGUUAGGAAAUCUCGAACGUUUUUGAACUAGCUGGUGAUCAGAAAAUUCAAAAAAUAUCUUUGUGGGCCUUUUGGGGAUUUUUAAAAAUCUCUAGUUUCGUUUUUUCUUUUCGUUUUUUCUUAGUUGACAUGGUGAUUAACAAUAAUAAGAAAUAAUUUUUUCAUAAUAAAGACGCUAUUGAUUUCCUUCUUAAUAUUACAUCUUUCCCAAAAGUCAUCCUUCUCCCUUUCCAGGCCGAGAAAUCAGCAACGACUCGAAACGUCCCGGUCUCUCAUUCAACAAGCACACGCUGGUCAUGGAAUGGAAUGAAGAUCUGGCCGAUCGCCUGGAGCGUUUCUCACGUCGCGCUUUGCAUGGGUUCUGCCCAUCAAGCCGGCGACCAUCGGAAAGCCAUGAAUAA